UUAAUUUUAACAAUAAAAUUUACUCUUCUCAAUUUAUUUCAGGUCCUCAACCUCCAUCAUUUCCACCUCCUUCUAUUCAAUAUUCUUCUCCAAAAAGUCCUUCUCAAACACCAAAUUUCACUAAACUAGACCAAAACAAUACCUCUAUUAACAAAUCAACACAAUUAAAAAUACCUAAUAAUUUGAAAAGUGAUAAAAAUGUUAAAGAAGUUAUUGUUCCAACAAAAUGUAAAUUCUUCAUUUUUCAACUCAAACAAAUUAAAUCCAAAAGAAGAAUUACCCUCAACAAUAAACAAUUCUUCUAUUCAAAAUCCUUCUCCUUCAAAAAUUCAAUUUAAAUGUCAACAAGAAUCACAACAACAACAACAUCCCCAAAAACCCCCUCCUCCUCCUCCAUUACCUCAAAAACCUUUAUUAAACUUUCCUCCUUCCCCGUCUACAUCUAGUCAACUAGCUUCUAUAUUAUGUACAAAAUCAGCACUUCGGAUGCCUUCAAAACAUUUAAUUGGCAGAAAUAUUAAAAACAAUAUUGUAAAUAAUGUUAAACAAGAAGAGAUUGAAGAAAAAAAUGUCUUAACUACUGAUGAUAAAAUAAUUAAUAUCAAUAUUCAGUCUACUUCUCAAAUUAGCUCAGAACCCGAACAAAAUUCAGAGAAUUUUACAAAAAAUAAUGAAGAAGGAAAAUUAAGUACAAAAAAUUUGGAGAAAAAAUUAGCUGAGGAAAAUGAAGACAUCCAACCAAGUAUAGCUAAAAGUAAUGAAAGUUUGGAAAAAAUUCAAGAAUUUGAAAAGUUAAAAUCAACACAACAACAACAACAACAACAAGAAGAAAUAACCAAGAAAGAAAAUUCAGAAAUAAUGCCCCCACAAACAAAUAAACAAUCUUUAUCAAAACAAGGGCCUUCAAAUAAUAAAAGAAUUAAUAACAAUACUUCCUCAUUAAUAACCCCUUCUUCGUCCACAAGAAAAUAUUCUUCCUCCUUACAACAAAAAUCACCUUCAAAUAAAUUAAAUAAUUCAACAAUUCCUUGCCCCACCCAAAUGUCUUCUAGCAAUACUUCCACUAUUUUAUCUCCACCAGAUUCGGCAGAAUUGAAUAUUAGCCAAUGCUCUAAUAUUUCCACAGAAAAUAAUAAAACAAAACAAAGGAAGCAGUGUUUUUCAAUGCCAACAAGCGCAACACAAUCUAUGGUAGCCAGUACAUCAACCGCCUCUGCCUCUUUGCGUUCUUCUCUUCUUUCUGGAAAUGACAGGCCUAAAUCCUUACUUCCAUUACAAUCUUCUAAAUUAAUCCGCCCUUCCAAUAUUGGAAGGACAACAAAUAAAAAUACAAAACAAAAUGAAAAACAACAAGCUAAUAUUUUAACAAAUCCUGGAGGGAAACCUUUAAUGUCGAGAAUAUCAACAAAAUCGGGCUUUUCAGCAACAAAUUCUCCUCAAAAUAAUAACACGGAGAAGAAACCGGUGCUAGCAGUUAAGGGCGUAUCUGUUUUGUCAACAACACCAGCUACCCAACGACGUCGACCCUCAAAUUCUAAUUGUUCAACAAAUAUAGUGUCACCAUCUACAGAUCAAAAUAUAUCUGCAGAUUCUUCUUUAGUUGAACAACAAAAAAGAAAUAGAGAAAAUGUGGCAGUUGGUGUUGUUAGUCCAAUGUUACAAAAACAUGAAAAUAAUUUUAUAUUAAAUAAUGAUCAGAACAGAACGUUGGACAAUGUUGAUACAAUAAUUGAUAAUACAAUGGGUAUUUCUUUGAUGGAAGAAAAGGAAGAGCCCCUCAAAUUUAAAGAAAAAAUAAAUAAUAAUGAAGAAAAAAAUAAUAAACAAAAAUCUUCUUCUACCUCAACCUCUACUAAUAAUCAGGAAAAUUUAUCAAAAAAAGAUGAAAAGAAAAUUUUAACAAAAAAACCUUCAAAUUUAAAUAGAAUAUUAUUACCGAGUACAUCGACUACAAAAAUUGGGAAAAUUAAAACAAAAGAAAAUAAUUUAAUGACAAAAACGACUAAAAUUUUACCUAAAGGAAAUGAAAAAAUAAUUAGAGAGGAAGAAGAAUGCCCACAAUCUCCUUUAAUGCCUCCACCUCUAGCACCAACAAAAUUAUGUAAUAAUGUGCAAUUGAGGGGUGAAUUACAAGGCAAGUUUAAUGAAAAUUUUAAUUUUUUAAUUUACUAUUGUUUUUUUUAUUUGGGUCUUUUAUAA
Molecule: messenger RNA, 2199 nt
Organism: Meloidogyne enterolobii
Lineage: Eukaryota; Metazoa; Nematoda; Chromadorea; Rhabditida; Meloidogynidae
Source: the annotation of a GenBank genome assembly